Messenger RNA from Ziziphus jujuba (common jujube), 3769 nucleotides. Its product is annotated as multiple C2 domain and transmembrane region protein 16. The transcript has a single exon. Bases 503 to 3610 code for a protein of 1035 amino acids. NCBI's taxonomy places the organism in Eukaryota, Viridiplantae, Streptophyta, Magnoliopsida, Rosales, Rhamnaceae. The record is from RefSeq and is a predicted model, not a curated record.
AGGGGUCGGCAAAAAAGCAAUUAAAGAAACCGCGACUGUGAGAAUCUUCAGUGUGAAAGGAAAGUAUUAUCCUUAGAAUUUAGAAAGCAAAGCAAAGCAAAGCUGAUGACAUUGAUGAUGGCCUCUAUAGCUUAAGAUGAUCAUCACCAUUCACUACCCCUCAUUAAGUUUUCUAAAAAGCUUAAUUCUUGCUCUUCAAGUUAAGCACCUUUAGUUUUCCCUUUUUCCCUUACCAUGCUUACAACUAGGACUUCCACUCCACCACUGCUUUUCUUUUUUCUUCUCUGAUUUAAUUAAAUUCCCAUUUUUUACUACUUCAUAGUAUAAACAAAUGAAUACACAACAAACUAUACAAAAACAAAAAUAUACAUACAUAUCUUCACAUCAAAUUAAAGCAAAGCCCUUUCUCUCUCUUUCUUUCUGUGUCAAAUUGCUUUAAUUCAACAACCCUCCAUGUGAUUCUUCCACUGCAUGCAUAUGUACUGAGAGAGCUUAAUUAACCAUGGCCACCACCCGAAAACUUAUAGUGGAAGUUGUGGACGCUCGAAACCUUUUGCCAAAAGACGGCCAUGGAUCCUCCAGCCCAUACGUUCAGGUGGACUACUACGGCCAGCGAAAACGGACCAACACUGUCCCCCGGGACAUCAACCCAACGUGGAACGAGGUUUUGGAAUUCAACGUUGGGAAGCCUUCGAAUGUGUUCGAGGAUAUUGUGGAGCUGCAUGUUUACCAUGACAAGAAUUAUGGUCCCACCAGAAGGAACAACUUUCUCGGCCAAAUCAGGUUGAGUUCCUCCCAGUUCGUCCAUAAAGGCGAGGAGGCUUUGAUUUAUUUCCCUUUGGAGAAGAAGUACUUGCUCAGUUGGAUCUCCGGCGAUAUUGGCCUCAAAGUUUAUUAUGUCGAUGCAGUUGUGCCUCCUCCUGCACCUCCUGCGCCGCCAGCACCAGCACCACCUCAAGUAGUGGAGGAGGCUAAGCCUUCAGUGCCGCCGGAGACACAGAAGCCUAGUGAGUCUGAGUCGAAGCCGGCAGAGGAUGUGUCUAAGGAGGUGGAAAAGGCUGAUCAGGAGCCGAAGCCCGAAGAAGCUGCACCGGCAGAACCACCGCCGUCUGAGGGUGAGAAGGCAAGUGAAGAGCCACCCGCUCCGGCGACUGCGGAGACAGAAUUACCUUUGCCCAAAGAAACUGAGCCGACUUCAACUGCUGCUGCUGCUGAAGAGACUGAAGAAGCUGUUCUUGAACCCAAAGAUAGGAUUGAGACAAUGUCUGCUGCUGCUUCGGUUUCUAAGCCGUUGCCGGAUGUUAGGUUCGCCGGAAUCAAUGGUCCGCAGCCCAUCAAAAGAGGUUUGAGCUUUGCAUCUGACGUAUCAUCGGAAAGUAUGACAAUCGAAAGGUCCUCGUUUGAUCUGGUGGAGAAGAUGCACUACCUCUUCGUCCGAGUGGUCAAAGCUCGGGGUCUUCCAACCAAUGGCCGUCCAGUUGUCAAAAUUUCGGUGUCCAACUACCACGUCAGAUCCAAACCCGCAAGGAAGACGGCUUUUUUCGAAUGGGACCAGACCUUCGCCUUCAACCGCGAGUCACCGGAUUCUUCCUCCAUUCUAGAAGUCUCCGUUUGGGACCCACCCAAUCAAGAUCCCGCAUCCGACGUGGCCGGCCUGAACUUCUUGGGCGGGAUCUGUUUCGACGUGACUGAAAUACCACUUCGGGACCCACCAGACAGCCCUUUGGCCCCACAGUGGUACAGGCUGGAGGAAGGUGGAGCACAUAACGGCCACCUCAUGCUUGCCACGUGGUUGGGCACCCAAGCCGACGAAUCGUUCCCCGACGCGUGGAAGACUGACACUGCGGGAAAUCCCAAGUCCAAAUCCAAAGUCUACCAGUCCCCGAAACUAUGGUAUCUCCGAGCAACGGUGGUCGAAGCCCAAGACGUCCUCCCCAUUACGACGUCGUUGAAGGAAGUCACUUUCCAAGUCAAAGCCCAGCUCGGGACCCAAAUUUUCAAGACUAAAACCUCAGUUACCGGAACAGGCACUCCCUCAUGGAACGAAGACUUGCUGUUCGUUGCUGCCGAACCGUUCUCCGACCAGCUGAUCUUCACCGUCGAUAUCCGACAACCCAAGGGCCCACUUUCAAUCGGGUUGGCCAGGAUACCACUCACUGCCAUUGAAAGACGGGUUGACGACCGGAAAGUUGCUUCCCGGUGGGUCAGCUUGGACGAUCCGAACGAAAAAAAGAGAGCCUACAGGGGUAGAUUACACCUCCAGCUUUGCUUCGAUGGUGGAUAUCACGUGAUGGACGAGGCGGCCCAUUUGUGCAGUGACUACAGGCCCACAGCCCGACAGCUCUGGAAGCCGCCGGUUGGCACCGUGGAGCUCGGCAUUAUAGGUUGUAAGAACUUGAUACCGCUUAAAACGGUCAACGGUAAAGGGUGUACCGACGCCUACUGCGUCGCCAAAUACGGUCCGAAGUGGGUCCGUACGCGCACGGUUACGGACCGUAUGGAUCCCAAGUGGAACGAGCAGUACACUUUCAAGGUAUACGAUCCCUGCACGGUGCUGACCAUCGGGGUCUUUGAUAGCUCCGACGUAUUCGAAACGGACGGUUCCAAAGGCGCCACGCAUUCUGAUCUCAGAAUUGGAAAGGUACGGAUUCGUAUAUCUACUCUGGCUACGGGGAAAGUGUACAGAAACACGUAUCCGUUGUUUAUGCUGUCCAAUAUGGGUAUGAAGAAGAUGGGUGAGGUGGAGAUUGCUAUACGGUUUGUCCGUAUGAGUCCCACAUUAGAUUUGCUCCACGUGUACUCUCAGUCUCUGUUGCCGUUGAUGCACCAUGUCAAGCCGCUUGGGAUGGCCCAACAGGAUGUGCUAAGAAAGACGACGGUGAACAUCGUAGCCGCACACUUGUCACGAUCAGAACCGCCGCUUCGUCGGGAGGUCGUACUUUACAUGCUGGAUGCGGACUCACAGUCAUUCAGUAUGCGGAAAGUGCGUGCCAAUUGGUGUAGGAUCAUAAACGUGAUCGCCGGUGUGAUCGACAUCGCACGGUGGGUAGACAAUACAAGAUCGUGGAAGAAUCCAACGGCUACGAUCCUCGUUCACGCAUUGCUGGUUAUGCUUGUGUGGUUUCCGGAUCUGAUAGUCCCGAGUCUAGCGUUUUAUGUGUUUGUGAUCGGUGCGUGGAACUACAGGUUUCGAUCGAGGGACCCACUUCCGCAUUUUGAUCCGAAACUCUCUUUGGCGGACACCGUUGAUCGAGAAGAGCUUGAUGAGGAAUUUGAUACGGUGCCGAGCAGCAGAUCAGCGGAUGUGGUGAAGAUGAGGUAUGACAAGCUACGGGCAGUUGGAAUGAGGGUGCAGACAAUGCUGGGGUAUUUUGCCACGCAAGGCGAGAGGGUGCAGGCGUUGGUGACGUGGCGUGAUCCACGUGCGACGGGGAUAUUCGUUGGAUUGUGUUUCAUCGUAGCGAUGAUAUUGUACUUGGUCCCAUCGAAGAUGGUGGCGAUGGCAUUUGGAUUUUAUUAUCUCCGCCAUCCGAUCUUCCGAGAUCGAAUGCCUUCCCCUGCGUUGAAUUUCUUCAGAAGACUUCCUUCUCUCACUGACCGUAUCAUGUAGAUUUGAAUAAUGGAAAGCAAGCAAUGCAUCAAUUCGAAUGUUUAAAAUUUUUGUUCUUUAAUUUUGUAAUGGCUUUUUAGUAAUUUAUCUGCCAAAGAUGUAAUAUUAUUUACAAGAUAGUUUGCGCUAUUAUGCAAUGACAUUGUAUAUUUUCUCCAA